Molecule: messenger RNA, 432 nt
Organism: Closterium sp. Naga37s-1
Lineage: Eukaryota; Viridiplantae; Streptophyta; Zygnematophyceae; Desmidiales; Closteriaceae
Source: the annotation of a GenBank genome assembly
AUGUGCCCCUCCCCUCUAACACCCCACCGCGGCUCUGUCGCGCUCCGUUGCGGCCCCGCCGCCGCCUCGUCGAGGUUCCAUCGUCACCUGGCCGCGGCCUCGUUGCUGCCCCGUCGCGGCCCUGUCGCGCCCGCGCCGCCGCCGCCCGCGCCUGCCGCCGUCACGCCUACCGCGCCUGUUGCCACGCCUACCACCUCCGUGCCCGCGCCUGUCGCCGCGCCUGCUGCCGCCGCGCCCGCACCUGCCGCCGCCCGCGCCUGUCGCCCGCACCUGCCGCCGCCCGCUCCUGCCGUGCCUGCCGCGCUUCGCCCACUCCCGCGCACACGCCUGCUGCCACCGCGCCCCCCUCUGUCCCUGCUGCCCGCCGCGCCUGCUACUGCUCGACGUCGCCGCGCCUGCUAUGCCGCCCGCUGUCUGCCUGCAUGCCUCUGA